Spea bombifrons (plains spadefoot toad) is the source of this 2240-nucleotide messenger RNA. RefSeq names its product potassium calcium-activated channel subfamily M regulatory beta subunit 2 (gene KCNMB2). The transcript has 5 exons. Gene Ontology annotation, biological process: potassium ion transport; detection of calcium ion. Bases 1039 to 1746 code for a protein of 235 amino acids. Gene Ontology annotation, molecular function: potassium channel regulator activity; calcium-activated potassium channel activity. Lineage: Eukaryota; Metazoa; Chordata; Amphibia; Anura; Pelobatidae. The record is from RefSeq and is a predicted model, not a curated record. Gene Ontology annotation, cellular component: membrane; voltage-gated potassium channel complex.
UUCAGACUCCCUUUUACCUUUAAAUUGAAAGAGCUCUGAUAUAAUAGGAGUCAUCAGAGAGGAACUGCUCGUUACCAAGGAGACUCCCUGAUGAAUCCGAGAGGCUGACUGGUACCACAGCUACACAUUCUGUAUCUUCUUAAUUCAGAAGACCAAAACAUUUUUACAUGGGGAAAAGGUUUUGUUCCAGGCAUCCACGGAUCGUGGCUUUCUUCUUAUAAACAAGGCUUUGUAACCCUUUUUGUAUUCUUAACUAUUUGCUUAUGGAUCACAUAUAGGGAACAGAGAAAAACAAAUCCUGUUUUUCCAUGGGAAGAGAAGGAGAGAGGCAGUGAUAGCGAUGAUAGAUUUUCUCAGAUCGACUACAGAAAAACACAUACGUUCCAAGGACAUGGUAAUCUAGCUGGAACAGACAGGCAGAAAAAUAAUGAGAUUAUUGAUAAUCAACGAGGAAAUCAACAUUAUGAUGCAGUGAAUGUGAAAUUCUUUGUUUUUAUAUAUCCGCUGCGGUGUGGGGAUUUUUUUUUCUUGAAAGUCAUGUUUCUUUACUGAACACCUCGUUCUCUGAUUUCACUGUUCCCUAUGGAUACCCGGACUAGGUCCUUUUGGGUCAGCGUUCCAACUUCCAUGUUUCCUGGAGAGCACUGGUUUGAUAGCAUCCUUUGGAAACAUACCCCAAGAAACUAAAAUUUGUGUGUUCAAUGAGAAGCAUUGCGGGUUUAUUUCCUUAACUCUUUUAUUUCCUGUGCUCGAAAUAGUGUUGUUGCAAAAGGACAUUCAAGAUUGUUUUACAACACUUGAAUUUUUCUGACAGGAUACAAAAAGUUACUAAUCCAACAGAAAACUAAACCUGCUACGGAUGAGGGGAAUUAGUCUUUCCAUGGAGCACAAUUACCAGUCAGCCAACAAAGGACAUAUAAGAGACUGUGUGGACAGAAGCAAACAUGCGACAUCCAGGGCUUUUUAAAAUUAAGGUCGCUACGUCACCCCAUCAAGUCCUCCACUGUCAGAAAGGGCAACGUUGGGCAACACUCUAAGAUGUUUAUUUGGACCAGCGGCCGGUCCUCCUCAUCAUACAGACCCGAUGAAAGAAGAAAUUUCUACCAAAAAAUCAAAGACCAUGAUCUUCUGGACAAAAGGAAAACUGUGACAGCAUUGAAAGCUGGUGAAGACAGAGCUAUACUCCUGGGGCUUACGAUGAUGGUGUGCUCCAUCAUGAUGUAUUUCCUUUUAGGAAUAACCCUGCUCCGAUCAUACAUGCAGAGUGUAUGGACAGAAGAAGCUCAGUGCACAUUAAUAAACGCAUCGAUAACAGAAACAUUCAACUGCUCGUUUAGCUGUGGUCCAGACUGCUGGAAAAUCUCCCAGUAUCCCUGUCUACAAGUCUACGUAAACUUAACAAAUGUAGGACAGAAGGUUCUACUGUACCACACAGAGGAGACACUGAAAGUAAAUUCAGAGUGUUCAUAUAUACCCAGGUGUGGGAAGAAUUAUGAAGAAUCAAUGUCAAUAGUAAAUAUCAUUAUGGAAAAUUUCCGAAAACAUCAACGAUUUUCUUGUUUUUAUGACCCAGAAGGAAAUCAAAAGAAUGUUAUUUUGACCAAACUCUACAGUUCUAAUGUGUUAUUUCACUCGCUUUUUUGGCCGACAUGUAUGAUGGUUGGAGGAAUUGCCAUUGUUGCAAUGGUAAAGCUUACACAGUAUCUCUCGCUACUAUGCGAGAGAAUCCAAAGGAUCAACAGAUAAAAUCAAGUUCUGAAUUUACUUUACAAUUAAAUACUGUUUUUUUUCAUUCUUCACCAAAGAACCUUAAGUUUGUAAUGUGCCAGUCUGUUUAUAAGUUCCUUAAUAUAUUCUUAUAAGUAGAGCAAUAAUGCAAAAUCUGUUCUAUAUGCAAACAUGAUGUCACAAUGAGGCAGAAUGAAACUGUGGAUAUUUUUUUGGUAUAUUUUUAUUUAUGCUUUAAUUUACAGCCAAUACAAGGCUUAUUUACUUUCCCUUCUGUUGGCGUGAAGAACAGCAAAAGCUUAUAGGAAAAGUAUAGCCAAAUCCCAGGUUCAUCCAAUAUGACAUGUAAUGCAUUACUUCCAAAGUUGACUUUUGUUGCAUAUACUGUUUUGUUAGCAGCCUGGGAGAAACCAUGGGGCCAUGUAUAAAAAGUGAUUCUUGUUCAAUGUUUUAAAUGUGGUUUUAUUGCUAAAGCAACCAAUUGAAUGUCCUUGCUAGCUGGAUCACUCCAU